Cornus florida is the source of this 2411-nucleotide messenger RNA. Its product is annotated as aminopeptidase P2. Bases 99 to 2255 code for a protein of 718 amino acids. The transcript is spliced from 13 exons. The record is from RefSeq and is a predicted model, not a curated record. Gene Ontology annotation, molecular function: metalloaminopeptidase activity. Lineage: Eukaryota; Viridiplantae; Streptophyta; Magnoliopsida; Cornales; Cornaceae.
AAAUAAAAAACUUCAACGCAGGCCUAAUCAGGCUUAUCUUCGCAACGCAACAGUGCAAUCUUCUCUCUCACUCGAGCGCGCGCACACAGAUAGAAUCCAUGGCAGCAGCUUCAUUAAUAUCUCCACUUUCUCUCUCUAAAACCCUCUCUCUAUCCACACCCAUAAUCUCUCGUUCCUCUCAACUUCAACCUCGCUGCUUUAGCUUCCUCUCUCUUUCAAUCCCCAUUUUUCAUAAAUUCAAAUCCCACCCCAAGAUUCCCACAAAAUCCUCAAACCGCCCUUUGUUAAUCGUCCGAAACUCCAGUUCAAUCACUGCCAAACCCUCUUCGGAGUUUCGAAAGAAAAACACCGAUGUCGAGAAAGACGAGAAGCUUACCGCCCUACGCGAACUCUUCUCGAAACCUGGUAUCGGCAUCGACGCAUAUAUCAUCCCUUCUCAGGACGCCCAUCAGAGUGAGUUCAUUGCUGAAUGUUAUAUGAGAAGACCCUAUAUAUCAGGUUUUACUGGUAGUGCUGGCACUGCUGUUGUCACAAAGGAUAAAGCAGCUCUUUGGACUGAUGGGCGAUAUUUUCUCCAGGCGGACAAACAGUUAAGCUCUAGCUGGAUUCUCAUGCGGGCUGGUAAUCCGGGAGUGCCUACCACUAGUGAAUGGCUUAAUGAUGUUCUGGCUCCUGGUUGCAGAAUUGGCAUUGACCCUUUUCUUUUUUCUUCUGAUGCUGCAGAGGAACUGAAAGAGGCCAUAUCUAAGAAGAAACAUGAGUUGGUUUACUUGUACAACAAAAAUCUCGUGGAUGAAAUUUGGAAAGAAGCAAGGCCAAAGCCUCCAAACAGACCAGUAAGAGUACAUGACAUAAAAUAUGCUGGUGUUGAUGUGGCAUCAAAACUAUCUUACCUGAGGUCUGAACUCAUUGAUGCUGGUUCAUCUGCGAUUGUUAUCUCUAUGCUUGAUGAAAUUGCGUGGUUGCUGAACUUGAGAGGGAACGAUGUCCCACAUUCGCCCGUUGUAUAUGCUUACUUGGUUGUGGAGAUUAAUGAAGCAAAAUUAUUUAUUGAUAAUCCCAAAAUAACCCCUGAAGUGAUGGCUUACUUGGAAAAUGCAGGCAUUAAGUUGAGACCUUAUGAAUCCAUCCUUUCUGAAAUAGAAAGUUUGGCAGAGAAAGGAUCAUACGUCUGGCUGGAUACGUCGUCCGUAAAUGCUGCUAUUGUCAACACUUACGAGUCUGCCUGUGAUAGAUAUUUUGGGAACUUCGAGAAUACAAGAAAAAAUAAGACUAUGAGUUAUGAUGGUUCCAGUAGUCAGUCUGUGGGACCCACAGGAAUUUAUAGGAUGUCCCCUAUAUCUAUGGCAAAGGCGGUGAAAAAUGAUGCUGAAUUAGAAGGGAUGUGUAAUUCUCAUCUAAGGGAUGCAGCUGCUUUAGCACAAUUUUGGGCCUGGCUGGAGGAAGAAAUCCAGAAAGAUGUGUUAUUAACAGAAGUAGAAGUUGCAGACAAACUUCUUGAAUUUCGUGCAAAGCAAGCUGGUUUUGUUGAUACAAGCUUCGAUACUAUAAGUGGUUCUGGUGCAAAUGGUGCUAUUAUACAUUACAAACCAGAACCAGAUAGUUGUAGCAUUGUGGAUGCUAAGAAACUAUUCCUAUUAGACAGUGGAGCUCAAUAUAUUGAUGGAACAACUGAUGUAACCAGGACUGUACAUCUCAGUGAACCGUCCGCACGGGAAAAAGAAUGUUUCACUCGAGUUCUACAGGGUCAUAUUGCUGUUGAUCAGGCAGUAUUUCCUGAAAGCACCCCUGGCUUUGUAUUAGAUGCUUUUGCCCGUUCUUUUCUUUGGAAGAUUGGACUUGAUUACCGGCAUGGGACCGGGCAUGGUGUAGGAGCCGCACUGAAUGUUCAUGAAGGUCCUCAAAGUAUUAGUUACAGAUUUGGAAAUAUGACACCCUUGCUGAAAGGCAUGGUUGUUAGCAAUGAACCUGGCUAUUAUGAAGACCAUGCGUUUGGCAUUCGGAUUGAGAACCUCCUUUAUGUGAAAGAGAUUGACACACCAAAUCGUUUUGGAGGAAUUGGAUAUUUGGGAUUUGAAAAGCUCACAUUUGUUCCGAUACAGACUAAGUUGGUUGACUUAUCUUUGCUUUCUGUUGAGGAGAUUGAAUGGCUCAACAGUUACCACUCAGAAGUUUGGAACAAGGUUUCACCAUUGCUGGAUGGUUCUGCGCGUCAGUGGCUCUGGAACAACACACGGCCAGUGGUCAAACUUUGAUUUCAUUUCUGUCAUUAAUACAUGUCAAAUUAUUUGUAUAGAAUGUUGAAAUUAUAGAGUAGAGUUGUACCAAAUAUCAUAGUUUGUACACAGCAUUUUUUUGAAUGAAUUAUGUGAUUUUGAGUUCUUAUAUAAGAUUAUGGGUAAAUUAUAGUA